GGGAGUGGACUUCCUGCAAGCGACCACCAUCACGCCCAACGGCGACCCAGGAAGGGAAUCGCAAAAGGUUCGAAAAAGUGCCGUCGGCCUGUGAUUGGCCAAUUCAUCCUGCAGCGUGCAGCUGACUCCCACCCCAAGAAAAGGCACGCCGGCUCUGCAUUCCGCCAAUUCCUUCUCAGAAAUGGCCGACCCUAAUCGCUCGUCGGGCAAGGCCUUUGUGGUCGAGCACUUGGAUCCGGAGCUGGAAGAGUGGUCGUCGCUCGAAUACGCUACCAUUGCCGCAGAGUGCCAUGCUGCGGGUUCGCAGUUUUUGCUCUCCUCAGUGCCUCCCUCCUUGAAGCUCCCGGUAAAUCUGCAGCAGGCCAAGGGCUUGAACGUCGAGACGAGGGGCAUCGAGGAAAUCUACGCCGACAAGAAAGAUAAGGUCUGUUUGCUGGACCCUGCAGCAUCCAAAGACCUGAGCCCAGAAGAUGGUGACACCUUUGACAUCUUCCUAUUCGGCGGCAUUCUCGGAGACGAUCCGCCCAGAGAUCGGACAUCGGAGCUGCGCAAGAAGGGUUAUCAAGGACGCCGGUUGGGGCCCGUUCAGAUGACGACUGAUACUGCAGUGCGAGUCACCAGGAUGGUUGUCCAGGACAGAAUGCCGGUCGAAAAGAUCCCUUACCUCGAUCAUCCCGAGCUCAAGAUCAACAAGCACGAAAGCACGCAGAUGCCGUUUCGUUAUGUGAUGGGCGAAGAUGGGCGACCCAUUAUGCCAGAAGGGAUGGUCGAGCUGAUCGUAAGGGACUCAGAAAAGGGCCUUGGAGACUUGUUAUAGGGUCUAUAAUCGCUCGUCUCCGUUGCAAAGGUAGGCCUCAAGGGGAAGCGAGCAAUGCCGUCCGAAUGGAUUCUGCGCCACUGUGGCACGCAGUCUUCUACGAGAUGGUGAAUGAUGCCCUUUCGGGUAGGUCCCUGAGUUUGCAUGCUGCAUUUGGCAAUAAGGAAUUC
Molecule: messenger RNA, 987 nt
Organism: Trematosphaeria pertusa
Lineage: Eukaryota; Fungi; Ascomycota; Dothideomycetes; Pleosporales; Trematosphaeriaceae
Product: DUF431-domain-containing protein
Exons: 5
Coding region: 182-817 (211 amino acids)
Biological process (GO): peptidyl-arginine methylation
Molecular function (GO): protein-arginine omega-N monomethyltransferase activity
Source: RefSeq, a predicted model, not a curated record